Messenger RNA from Prunus armeniaca (apricot), 276 nucleotides. Lineage: Eukaryota; Viridiplantae; Streptophyta; Magnoliopsida; Rosales; Rosaceae. The record is from the annotation of a GenBank genome assembly.
AUGGCAAGGUUCCAGGCUAUAAGCCAUGAGAUAUGCGAGAAGAUUGUGACCUUCGAGCUCAGCAAGAAGGGCAUCAUGGAAUAUGAAACUGAGCUUGACGAGCAGCUAGGAGAGUUGCAGAGCUUAAGAAGCAUCCAAAGCACUACACUGAUCGAGGUUGAUCACCUUAAGAAGGAACUGGUGGAUGCUUCACGCGAUAGGGACUUGGAGUAUCAGGCUAAUAACAAACAGAUCAGGGUCGAGAUGGCGUUGGGUCCAAGGUCAGCAACUCCCUGA